This is a messenger RNA of Medioppia subpectinata, 1140 nucleotides long. The record is from the annotation of a GenBank genome assembly. NCBI's taxonomy places the organism in Eukaryota, Metazoa, Arthropoda, Arachnida, Sarcoptiformes, Oppiidae.
AUGUCUUCUAUGAAUACAAACGACAAUCAGAGCUGUUAUUUGGCUUUGAUGUCAAUGGCAGAGGAGUUCCGGACACAGACUCCUCCCGACAUGAGGUCUUGUGUCCAGUGUUUGUUGGCAUCGCUUAAUGUGUCAACACAUCCAGCAAUUGAAGCCAAAACUCAUCUUCAUUUGGGAAAUAUUUUACUUCAUUUCACCACUAAUUUAGAUAAAAGUCAAUCACAUCUCGAGAAAGCGUGGUAUUUAUCGCAAUCAGUGCCUAAUUGUGAAGAAUUAAAGUUAGAAUCGGCUUCUCUUCUCGCUAUGGUUUACGAGAAAAAGAAUGAGAUGAACCAUUCGAAGCAGAUUCUGACCAAAGCUAUCGAUGAAUCGCAGCACUGGAUCUAUUGGCACUCAAGACUACUCUUUCAAUUGGCCCAAAUGCACGUCGAUGAGAAGGACUAUGGGGCGGCAUCUAAUAUAUUGAGUAUAGGCGCCGAUUACGCCAAUAUGUCUGGCGCUCAUUACACGCGAAUACUGUUCCUAUUGAGCAAAGGAAUGACAUUAAUGAUUGACAGACGCCUCUCGGAAGUGCAUCCAGUGUUGAGUCUCGCGGGACAGUUAGUCGAGACCUGGAAUGGAAACCUUCAGAUGAAAGAAGCGCUUAAAGUUUACUUUCUUGUGCUUCAAGUUUGCCAUCACUUGAAUGCCGGACAAGUUAAGAGCGUUAAGCCGUGUCUAAAGCUUUUACAGCAAAGCAUUCAAAGCAUAACUGCUUAUCACAGCGAAGACGAUUACGUGAACGUUAAUCCCAACGAUAUGUUCAUAUGGAUGCCGAGAGAGCACAUGUGUGUUCUCGUAUAUCUGGUGACAGUAUUGCACUCAAUGCAAGCCGGGUAUAUGGAUAAGGCACAGAAGUACACCGAAAAGGCUCUCAUGCAAAUCGAAAAGCUUAAAGCUGUAGGCACUCACCCGAUGCUCAACACAUUUCAAUUGUUACUUCUUGAGCACAUAGCUAUGUGUCGGCUCGUUAUGGGAAACAGAACUCUUGCCAUUAAAGAGACGGCUCAAGCGUUGCAGAUCUGUUACAGCGAUCCGAAGCUGAAAAUAAGGCACAAACCAAUGAUUCACGCCUUACUGGGAAUGUACGCCAUGUCCAUG